This is a messenger RNA of Dujonia railenensis, 1059 nucleotides long. Lineage: Eukaryota; Fungi; Ascomycota; Pichiomycetes; Serinales; Debaryomycetaceae. The record is from the annotation of a GenBank genome assembly.
AUGCUUCUUUCUAAAAACGCUUUCUCCCAAGUAUCCAAGUACUCAUCGAGCGUGGUGAAUCAAUUUUCCACUUCAGCAGUUGCUACUGCCCCUAAACCUCGUCACUUGGUAAGCAUGCUUGAAUUAUCAUCUGAAGAACUUGCCAACUUGGUUUCAAAAGCUGGUGCCUUCAAGGCUCAAGUUCGUUCUGGUGAACCUACUCCAGUGGAACAACACCAAAAGCUCUUAGGAAAACUUGCUGCACUCGUAUUUUCCAAGAGAUCCACCCGUACUAGAAUCUCCACCGAAGGUGCUGUCUCAUACUUUGGAGGACAACCAAUGUUUUUAGGAAAGGACGAUAUCCAACUUGGAGUCAAUGAAUCCUUCUAUGAUACUACCAGAGUUGUCUCUCUGAUGACUUCUUGUAUCUUUGCUCGUGUUGACAAGCACCUGGAAAUCCAAGAGCUAUGCGCACAUUCUUCUGUCCCAAUUAUCAAUUCAUUAUGUGACAAGUAUCACCCAUUGCAGGCCAUUGCUGAUAUCUUAACCAUCAAAGAAGCAUUUGGAGGUGAAACCCAAGGAUUGAAGUUGGCUUGGAUUGGUGACUCUAACAAUGUCAUAAAUGACUUGGCUAUUGCUUGUGUUAAGUCCGGUAUCAAUGUAUCCAUAUCAAUUCCAAAGGGAAUCGAGUUUGAUCCUGAGAUUGCAGCAAAGGCCGCCGAAAUUGCUAACGAGAACCUUGGUACUUUUGAAAUUGUCAACGACCCACAAGAUGCUUUACCUGGUGCUGAUAUCAUCGUCACCGAUACUUGGAUUUCAAUGGGUGAAGAAGCUCAAAAGGAAGCCAAGUUGAAACAAUUUGCAGGCUACCAAAUCGACCAAAAGAUGAUUGCCAACGGUAAAGCCAGUGCUAACUGGAAAUUUAUGCAUUGCUUACCAAGACAUCAAGAAGAAGUCGCUGAUGAUGUAUUUUAUGAUGAAUCCAGAUCGUUGGUCUUCGAAGAAGCUGAAAACAGAUUGUAUGCUGCCAUGGCUGCAAUCGAAGGGUUUGUUAAUAACAAAGGUGAUUUAUUGAAAUAG